Molecule: messenger RNA, 3096 nt
Organism: Myripristis murdjan (pinecone soldierfish)
Lineage: Eukaryota; Metazoa; Chordata; Actinopteri; Holocentriformes; Holocentridae
Gene: copg2
Product: COPI coat complex subunit gamma 2
Exons: 24
Coding region: 105-2726 (873 amino acids)
Biological process (GO): protein secretion; endoplasmic reticulum to Golgi vesicle-mediated transport; organelle transport along microtubule
Cellular component (GO): Golgi membrane; endoplasmic reticulum; endoplasmic reticulum-Golgi intermediate compartment
Molecular function (GO): structural molecule activity
Source: RefSeq, a predicted model, not a curated record
CGCUCAAACAGGAAGCGCUCAUUUCUGCUACGUGGAAGUAGCUUCUCUUCGGAUCGAGUUUGAGAGCGUCGUUCGCCCUCAUCCGUGAAACUCAUUCCGCGACAAUGAUUAAAAAAUUUGACAAGAAAGACGAAGAAUCUGGAAGUGGGUCGAACCCUUUCCAGCACCUGGAGAAGAGUGCAGUGUUGCAGGAGGCACGUAUCUUCAACGAGACGCCCAUCAACCCCAGAAGAUGUCUGCACAUCCUCACCAAGAUUAUUUACCUUCUCAACCAGGGAGAGCAUUUUGGGACCACAGAGGCGACUGAGGCCUUCUUUGCCAUGACGAGGCUCUUUCAGUCCAAUGAUCAAACCCUCAGGAGGAUGUGCUACCUGACCAUCAAAGAGAUGGCCAACAUCUCAGAGGAUGUCAUCAUUGUUACCAGCAGCCUGACCAAAGAUAUGACGGGGAAGGAAGAUGUGUACAGAGGACCUGCUAUCAGAGCCCUCUGCAGGAUCACUGACACCACCAUGCUGCAGGCCAUUGAGAGGUACAUGAAGCAGGCCAUUGUGGACAAGGUGCCCAGUGUGUCCAGUUCAGCACUGGUCUCCUCACUGCACAUGGUGAAGAUGAGCUAUGAUGUGGUGAAGCGCUGGGUGAAUGAGGCCCAGGAGGCUGCAUCCAGCGAUAAUAUCAUGGUCCAGUAUCAUGCCCUGGGCCUGUUGUACCACCUUAGGAAGAAUGACCGUCUUGCUGUAUCCAAGAUGCUCAACAAGUUCACCAAGUCUGGUCUCAAGUCUCCCUUUGCCUACUGCAUGCUCAUCCGGAUCGCCAGCAAACUGCUGGAGGAGACAGAAGGAGGCCACGACAGCCCCUUGUUUGACUUCAUUGAGAGCUGCCUGAGAAACAAGAAUGAGAUGGUGGUGUACGAGGCCGCCUCUGCCAUCGUCCACAUGCCCAACUGCACUGCCAGGGAGCUGGCACCCGCUGUCUCUGUGCUGCAACUCUUCUGCAGUUCUCCCAAAGCAGCUCUGAGAUACGCUGCAGUCAGGACUCUGAACAAGGUGGCAAUGAAGCACCCCUCAGCAGUGACUGCAUGCAACUUGGACCUGGAGAACCUGAUCACAGACUCAAACCGCAGCAUCGCCACGCUGGCCAUCACCACCCUGCUCAAGACCGGCAGUGAGAGCAGCGUGGACCGACUCAUGAAGCAGAUCUCCUCCUUUGUCUCUGAGAUCUCAGACGAGUUCAAGGUGGUGGUGGUGCAGGCCAUCAGCGCCCUGUGUCAGAAGUAUCCCAGGAAACACAGCGUCAUGAUGAACUUCCUGUCCAACAUGCUCAGAGACGAUGGUGGUUUUGAGUACAAGCGGGCCAUCGUGGACUGCAUCAUCAGCAUCAUCGAGGAGAACCCUGAGAGCAAAGAGACCGGUCUGGCCCACCUGUGUGAGUUCAUUGAGGACUGCGAGCACACGGUGCUGGCCACCAAGAUCCUGCACUUACUAGGCAAGGAGGGCCCGCGCACACCCUCGCCCUCCAAGUACAUCCGCUUCAUCUUCAACCGAGUGGUGCUGGAGAGCGAGGCUGUUCGAGCAGCUGCUGUCAGUGCUUUGGCUAAAUUUGGAGCCCAGAAUGAUGAUCUUCUCCCAAGUGUGCUGGUUCUCAUGCAGAGGUGUAUGAUGGACAGUGAUGAUGAGGUGCGUGACAGAGCUACGUUCUAUAUGAAUGUGCUCCAGCAGAAACAGAAGGCCCUCAAUGCAGCCUACAUCUUCAAUGGUCUGUCGGUGUCUAUCCCUGGCUUGGAGAAGUCACUCCACCAGUACACGCUGGAGCCCUCAGAGAAACCCUUCGACAUGAAGACGGUCCCUCUGGCCACCACACCUAUCACCGAGCAGAAGACAGAAAUCGCGCCUGUUGCCACCAGCAAGCUCCCAGAGAAACUGGCACCUUCACGCCAAGACAUAUACCAGGAACAACUGGCCUCCAUCCCCGAGUUUCAGGGGCUGGGUCCGCUCUUCAAGUCGUCCGAGCCGGUGCAGCUGACGGAGGCGGAGACGGAGUACGUGGUGCGCUGCAUCAAGCACACCUUCACCAGACACAUGGUCUUCCAGUUCGACUGCACCAACACCCUCAACGACCAGCUCCUGCAGAAGGUGGUGGUGCAGAUGGAGCCGUCAGAAGCCUACGAGGUGCUACACUACAUUCCUGCCCCCAGCCUCCCCUACAGCCAGCCUGGCUCCUGCUACAGCUUGGUCCGCCUGCCUGACGACGACCCCACCGCAGUGUCCUGUACAUUCAGUUGCACCAUGAAGUACUUGGUUAGAGACUGCGACCCCAACACAGGAGAGCCUGACGAUGAUGGUUAUGAUGAUGAAUACGUGUUGGAGGACCUGGAGGUGACGGUAGCAGACCACAUUCAGAAGGUUUUGAAGCCUAACUUUAGCGCGGCGUGGGAGGAGGUCGGAGAUGACUUUGAGAAGGAGGAGACCUUUGCCCUGGCGUCUGUACGGACUCUAGACGAGGCGGUUGGGAACAUCAUCAGCUUCCUGGGAAUGCAGCCAUGUGAGCGCUCCGACAAAGUUCCUGAAAACAAGAACUCUCAUGUGCUGUUCCUCGCUGGUGUGUUUCGGGGAGGUAACGACGUGCUGGUCCGCGCUCGCCUGGCGCUGGGCGACGGCGUCACCAUGCAGGUGACCGUUCGCAGCGGAGACGAGACGGCUGUCGACGUCAUCCUGGCGUCCGUAGGCUAAAGAGCUCAUCAUCCAGCCUCGUGCCAACCAUCUCUUCAUAACACACUGUAUCUGAUGCAUCACUUUAACCUGUCUUUUUCACAGCUCUCAGCAUACAGUGCUCUUAUUUUUGUCAGCUCAGUGUGUUCUUAUGUUUGUUAAAGAUGAUUUGAUGUCUGAUAAAACGAUAUCCGAUGCUAUGUGACUAUUAUGCUGACAUCAUCCAACUUUAAAAACAUUUUGUUACCAUGUCUAGUAUGUAAACGUAUGUGUUAACAUCCACCUUGAUGAUGAAUGACUUCAGUUGUUUCUUUAUUCUGGCUCCUGGUCUUCAUCCUGUUUUCUCUCAAUAAACAUGUCAGAUUUACCAAAUUCUGACUGUGGAGACGCA